Manihot esculenta (cassava) is the source of this 1305-nucleotide messenger RNA. Its product is annotated as rac-like GTP-binding protein 5. The record is from RefSeq and is a predicted model, not a curated record. The coding region runs from base 408 to 1001 and encodes 197 amino acids. The transcript has 7 exons. Gene Ontology annotation, cellular component: cell cortex; cell projection; plasma membrane. Gene Ontology annotation, biological process: regulation of actin cytoskeleton organization; small GTPase-mediated signal transduction; cortical cytoskeleton organization. Lineage: Eukaryota; Viridiplantae; Streptophyta; Magnoliopsida; Malpighiales; Euphorbiaceae. Gene Ontology annotation, molecular function: GTP binding; protein kinase binding; GTPase activity.
AAGGAGUGGUUAGAUACAUAGCUGGCAGAAGGUUGUAUAGGUCAGCCACUCUUCUUCAGCUUCAUCCAUUCCCUUACCUUUAAUUGCCGUUUGCCUCCAAAACCUUCUUUUUUCUCUCUUCCUCUCUUUAAUUUUUUAGGGUUCUUGCCUCCUCCCCUUUUUCAAAUUUUAAAUCUUUUCCUUUUUUUAAUUUCAAUCUCUUAUUUUAGGGUUCGUUCUUGCUUUCUACAUUUUUGUACUUUCAAUUCUUCAGCUUCACCUGUCCAUGACCAACAAUCGCUCUUCAAUCUAUUUCCAAUACAAAGAAUCAGAAUUAACACUGAGAGAGGCAAACCCAUUUUUCUCAUUGAAUUCAGGGUACUAAUACUUCUACUAGUAGAACUAAGCCCAGAGAUCGGCCAGUGGAAAUGAGCGCCUCCAGGUUCAUUAAGUGCGUCACUGUCGGCGACGGCGCUGUUGGCAAGACUUGCAUGCUUAUUUCCUAUACUAGCAACACCUUUCCCACGGAUUAUGUGCCAACUGUUUUCGAUAACUUCAGUGCAAAUGUGGUUGUGGAUGGGAGCACGGUCAAUUUAGGGCUAUGGGAUACUGCUGGUCAGGAAGACUAUAAUAGAUUAAGACCUUUGAGCUAUCGAGGGGCAGAUGUCUUUAUUCUUGCAUUCUCUUUAAUCAGCAAAGCUAGCUAUGAAAAUGUUGCGAAAAAGUGGAUUCCAGAACUGAGGCAUUAUGCACCUGGGGUUCCAGUAAUUCUUGUUGGAACAAAACUUGAUCUUCGAGAGGAUAAGCAGUUCUUCAUUGACCAUCCAGGUGCAGUUCCUAUCACUACUGCCCAGGGAGAGGAGCUAAGAAAACUUAUUGGCGCUCCUGCCUAUAUUGAGUGUAGCUCAAAAACACAGCAGAAUGUGAAGGCGGUUUUUGAUGCAGCAAUCAAGGUGGUUCUGCAGCCCCCAAAGCAAAAGAAAAAGAAGAAAAAGGGGCAAAAGGCUUGCUCUAUAUUGUGAUGAUAUAGGAAUAUGAGUAGGCUUGACAGAGAAAAGUUGGCUUUUCUAUCAUCACUGUGUUACUCUUCCAGUUCCAUGUCCGCACAAGGAAGCAGGAGAUGUUGUUGUAUAGUCUUGACUGACAUUCUAGGGAGUUUCUCUGAAAGCAUCAGAUCCUUUGUUUGUUUUAUCUCAUAAUCUGUAAUUGUACUGGAUUUCUUGCCAAAACGUGAACAACCAUUUGUUUUUUUCAUGUGUACAAUUGUUUCCACGCAUUAACAUGAUGUUUGGAAGGCCCCUUUAUAUUAUAGAACAGUUCCUUACA